Molecule: messenger RNA, 786 nt
Organism: Ylistrum balloti
Lineage: Eukaryota; Metazoa; Mollusca; Bivalvia; Pectinida; Pectinidae
Exons: 3
Coding region: 1-786 (261 amino acids)
Source: RefSeq, a predicted model, not a curated record
AUGCAGCGCACAGUACAACGACAACAUGCGGUAGAAGAAUUUGGACUGUUUUAUCCGUCAUAUAUGUGUCCGGAACCAGUUCUCUGCAUAAGGGCAACUGGAAAAAUACCACGUAUCCGGAUUAAAGGGCCUCGGGAAUGUGAAUCUAAAGCGGCUAAAGAUAUAAUAACACCACCUUCAGAACCUGUAAACUAUCCCGCCAAGGAAAACUACAUCCUCACAAAACAACCCAGAAUUGAUCUAAAGGACGACGAACUUGGUAUAAUAUCUAUCAAUGAUUUAGACACUUCUCUCUCCGGGUGGCAUUUCCUGUCCAGUGCAGAAUGGAAAGCAGAGCUCGACCGCACACCAAUAGGUCCUUGUCAGCCGAUACCGGACGACCCUACAUCUUGGGUGCACAUGUCCAUGAGAAAAAUAGAAGACGAGUUCUGGAAAGAAACGUUGGAUUUUGAUGAUUACCAAGCCGUUAUUGACGUUUUACAAGACACUCUGGAGGGACGGGCAGGCGUGAUGGAACCACAGAGGGCAGUGUUCUUACUGGAUACCAACCACGUGCCCUUGGUGACCAGCAAGGUCCUUCUAGAGAAGCUCCAUCAGUUCUACUUGGAUAACGAGUUUUAUGAAUUCGCAGAGGAACUCGAAACCAUCGGAGCCAAAUUUGUGACAAAGAAAACCAUACAAGAAUGUCUGUCCAGCUCGGACUCUGAGAGCGAGUUAGCCGCAGACAUUCUGGAGGACGAACGACUACCCAGUUUUGUACGCCCCGUGGGGGACGAAGGGAGUUAG